Molecule: messenger RNA, 2471 nt
Organism: Microplitis mediator
Lineage: Eukaryota; Metazoa; Arthropoda; Insecta; Hymenoptera; Braconidae
Product: trichohyalin-like
Exons: 2
Coding region: 1-1707 (568 amino acids)
Source: RefSeq, a predicted model, not a curated record
AUGAGCGUGUUGGCAAGAUCAAGAACAGACUCAAGUCGAGUGGAAACCUAUCAAACGAAACGCAGCGAUGUCGUUGGUACCGCGACUAUUCCGCUUGGAUACAAAUUACGUCAACAGAUUGUUGGUGCAAAGUAUCCCGAGCUCAAGACAAACCAGCUUCGGCUGCAAGGAGGCGGUAGAAAUAACGCUAUAAAACGACCUCAAUAUCCCCAAUCAGGUGAUAGGAUACUUAAUACUCAAGUGUACGACUCGGUGAUACCCACAGAUCCAAGAUUUUAUUCAAAUGCGCUUUUGUGUGACGACAAAAAGCUCGAGUAUUCACGAAAUUCAUUCACGUUGAAGGACAGAACUGAUAAAACUAUUAGGAGAAAUCAAAUACGUGAUUGCAUUCAAAAAAAUACAUCAGCAAACGAGGAAGACAUCAAUAUUCGCCGUGCAAAGCUUCGCAACAUGAUUUCAUCAGAGGAAGCCUUAUUGUCAAGAGAGCUCGUCAAUCUAGAUCACAAGCGCAAAGACACUCGAGCUGAAGAAGCUGCCAAGCAGGAUGAGUUACAUCGCAUUCGAGAAGAGGAAGAGCGACGCCAUCUAGUAACGUCAAAGCGACAGCAACAGUACUUUGAAAACAGCCCAGAGGCCCGGGACAAAAUGUCGCGGGAAAUAGCUCGCGGGGUAAAGUUCGCGAACUUGGCUCAGAUAUUGGAAAAAGAUUUACGGCAUCGUGAAGAGAAACAAUUGGACCAACUGUGGGACGAAAUAAUGUCUAAGGAAGCGGCAGCACAAAAACAACGCGAAAAUAAUUUAUUAGCUAAACGCAGAGCGCGGGAAAGAGAAACAGGUUUCAUUUUGUCGCAACAGAUGGCCGCGCGAUCAUCAACUGGGGAAGAAUUGCGUCGCCAACGCGAAGAAGAGCGACAGGAAUUAGAGAAUCUGUGGGCGCAAGUGAGGGAAGAAGAGGUUCGUAAUUUAGAAGCUGAGAGACUAAAACGGGAGAAACUUAAACGAGAUCUUGAGGAACAAUUGACGGAAGCGCGAAAGCAGUUUGCUGAUAAAAUGAAACAGGAGGCAGCAGUCGCGGAAAAAUUGAAAUUUAUUAGCGAGGCAGAAAUAAAUGAAGAAAAAAAACGUAUUUCCGAUUCGAAAAUUCAAUUACAGAAAGAAAUAAGUGCCUAUAUGAAGUAUUUGGAGGAACUGAAGGCUGAACAGGCGAAGAGAAAAGAAGAAGUUGAAGCGAUAAUCGAACAAUCGGCGAGGGAUAUUGAGGCAAGGCGUGAUUUAGCACGUAAACAGUAUCAAGAACACCAGGCGAGAUUGAGACAUGAAAUUAUUAGAGCUAGAGAUGAUCAGCUCAAGGCCAAACGUGAUUUGGAAGCUCAACAACGGAGAAAAGUUAAAGAAGAGCGGGAGGUCUGUCGGAAAGAUGCUCAACUUGCGGCGGCUGCUUGCGUCGAAGACAUUUAUAAGAAAAAGGAAAUGGCACUACGGUACCGACAGGAACUGCAAGCUCAGCUUGAACUACAGGAGAUUAAUAAACGCCGCGAAGCUAUGGAGGAUAUGGAAAAAUACCAGCGCUCUUUGAAAGAACAGGAUGAGUAUGAGAAGUUUAAGGACGAGGUUGUAAAGAAGCCUGAUUUUAUUCCAGUUGAUGCUUUCAAGUUUAUGAUGAAGGAAUGCGCUGCUAGACAAGACAGUAAACAGAAAAAUUUUUAACAAGUUUUUUAAUAAAAUUUAUUGAUUAUUUUUUUUUUCAUUGUUUACUUUUCUGGUGAAUUCGAAAAAUUUCGUGUGUGCAAGUAAAAUUUUUUUUUCUUACACUAUAAAAAAAGGAGUUAGUCCAGGCGGUGUAGGGGUUAAAAUUUUUAGUGUUAAAUUUCAACACCGAAAGCGGUGUUAAAAUAACACCGCUGCCGGUGUAAAUAUUCUUUACUGGUGUUAAAAAAAUUUCCCGGUGUUAAAAAUAUUUAACUUUGUGAAUAUUUUUACUUACUCGAUGACUAUAGCGAAUUAGUGUUUUUAUUAAUUAAUUAAAUUAUACACUGUAAAAAGAGCGGUGUUAAAAAUGGACUCAUAUUAACUCCGCCCGGUGUUAAAAUGAAAUUACACCAGUGUAGGAGGCGUAAUUCGGCGGUGUUAAAAUACCCGUGUUAAACCAUUGUAAAAACAGAUAAUACCGGUGUAAAACCGGGGUAAGCUGCGUCUGCUUGAAGUAUUAACUUUAAAGAUUAUAAAACACAAAAAAUGUCAGUUCUUUAUGAAAAUUAAUAAAAAAUAUCAUUUAUUAACAAGUAUAGUGAUCGAGUAAGUAAAAAUAUUCACAAAAUAAAAUAUUUUAACACCGGUAAAGAAUAUCUACACCGGCGGCGGCGUUAUUUUAACACCGGUCUAGAAUAUUUACACCGGUGGCGGCGUUUUCACACUGCUUUCAGUGUCGAAAUUUAACACCGCCGAUUUUAAUACCUACACCGCUUGGACUU